This is a messenger RNA of Linderina pennispora, 1104 nucleotides long. RefSeq lists its product as uncharacterized. Lineage: Eukaryota; Fungi; Kickxellomycota; Kickxellomycetes; Kickxellales; Kickxellaceae. The record is from RefSeq and is a predicted model, not a curated record. The coding region runs from base 296 to 955 and encodes 219 amino acids. The transcript has a single exon.
GGCGGCCACCGCUGGCAUAUGCCGCUGAAUACUCGCCGGUGUGAGCGCAAAUCGUUUGAAGGGCACGCGAUUGCAUGCAUAGUGGAGGAGCUAAUGGAUAAGCACUGCAUCGAAUCCGCCUUUGCUGCGCACGCAUUUCUAGUUCACUCGCUGCCACCACUGCUGACAUGCCGACACUACACUCACACAUCACCACACUCACAUUUCCAGUGGCCUGAUUACAUACGGGGAUCAUCCAGAGCAUAUCUCGUGGCAGGCGAUUGUGAGGCGGGCUAAUGCCUGUGCCAAUGGUGGCAUGGGAUUUCACAUGGCAUGUGUGCUGGGUCGUUUUAUCCCUCUCGGCCGCCGGCAUAGCAGAAUUUGGCAAAACAUCUGUGCUGGCCAAACAGGGAAUACCGGGGGCGGCCGUUGGGUUGCUAGCAGCAGACACGCCCUAGUGCUUUCUGCACACCGACGGCAGCGAUUCGCCGCUAUGUAUUCCUGGCUGACAUUGCCUCAUUGUCUCUGUUUUGAGUUGUCUUCGAAAGUUGUCUCGAAGGAGGUGGUGGCGAAGGGGAUGGGAAGGGAGGCUGAAGGCACGGAGUGCACUAUACAUCUGCAAGCACAAACUGCAGCCUGUCUUGCUGGCCAGGUCAGACACCAGGUCGCAGAGCACACGGCAGAUCUACCCGACAGCAGCUGCCAGAGAUCACCCUGGCUCCAGUAUCCGAAUAUCACUAGUGUUGCCGCGUCUUUAAUGCCCCAUUGUUGCUCAGUGGAAUUAAAUCCUAACCGUCCUAUAAAAAGAACACACCCUGGAAACGCAUGUGCAGCUCUGGGGUUCUACAAGAAAGGACCGCUGCUGCAAGAGCAGAAUGCAGGCCAAUCCAUGCCAAUAGCAAUUCGUGAAGGCAGCUUUUGUCAUUUCAUUCUUCUCGCUGUGCAAACCACUGGUAGUGCGCUCAAACAUGGCUGAUAAUGCAAGCGCGGUUUGGUUCGUUCCUUGAUGUGGACCUCUUGUUUGGCCAGGCCAAGGUAGCACUGAGGACCUGGCACCGAGUGUGAUUUCCGAAGAAAACAAGCCAUGCAUAAUUCUGGCAAACUGUCCGUGAAAUUACUAUAAAU